UCGCAUUCAAGCUCUACUCACAAACAUACAUGGAUAACAUAACCCUACGACCUGUGUCUAAGGUGGGCGAAUUAUCGGAGAAUUUCAAAGAAAGAUGGUCUAUACCCCCGCUCUUGUGCUCGGAACUGGACUGUCCAUCGGGAUGGAAGAAGAAAGCGUUGGGGAGUUUCUGAGAAAGUUUGUGUUUCGGUUCGCCAUGGACAACCGUCAGAGAACCGGCGAUGGACUUAAGAAAGCAGUUAGUUCCUCGAGUCUUGGAUCGGAGUGCAGUUUGGAGGAGGAGAGGGAAGAGCGGACCCUCCAGCUCGAUCUGGUCCGUCGGAUCGAGAGAUGUUUGUCCGACGCCAAGACGUCCAGUCUCAGGUGCCGAGAGCUGUUGCUUCCGCGCCGGAUGAUCUCAUAUAUUGCGCGAGACAUCCUGGCCGCCUCCACCGACGAACCGUGUGGGCUCCGCGGCGCGCUAAUCAAUCUGUUCUUGGAGACCAACGGCGCACUCCAGAAGCUGGGCAACGUAGUCCCCGUGGAUCACCUCACUCCGACUUUCGAGCUCUCGGUUGUGCUUCGGCCGGACCAGGACGGCUGGCCACCCCUCAGGAAUCUCUUCGGGGCCGACAAGGUGCUGCGCCUGCGACCGGAGUACCGGCUCAUCAAACAGAAACUCUACUCCUCGGCCAGCCCAACCAUCCAGGAGCACAACUCCUGGUUCUAGAAUGUAGACGUAGCUCUGGUGUAGCAAUACUCGUAUCGUAAAUGGGCUGUGUCGACAUGUCGUUAUGCUGCACUAUAUUCACUAGGUUAUCAUGCAGAUAUUAGUUUCCAUUUUAUUUUGCAUCGAUGUUCUGUUGUUUUUCUUGCACACACUCCCUGAGAAGGGACAUUCCAAUGAAGUGUUUCUUAUUGGGCCAUUGUGGGUGAAAUGGCUACUAUGUGAAUGUCAAUAAAUAGUAAGUCACUAUUAAUGGGUUGCUGCCUAAAUUAGCUGAUUUUGGAUUAAGGUCAACUAAAGUAUUUUACGCUGUUGUGUAAUUGUGUAUGGACAGUUGAAUGCACUGAGGUGAGAAUUGAUUUAGGCAUGCGAUUUCUAAAGGUGAGCUUCAUCGGAGGCUAUUACACUAAUCUGAACUGCGCACUCAAGGUUGAUCCAGCAGGGUUAGAACGUUAAGCUUCACAAUUCUAAGGAAGCACUCGUUCUAUUUUGGAUUGGUGGCUGGUGAGGACCGCAAACUACUGGCGCGAUGUCACUUUUGUUCUGUUGGGUGGUAGAUCUGUGAAACAUUAUUUAUUGACCUGCAUGGGGAGGUUGUGUGAGUGUUUAUUGUAUGUAUAGUUUGUUUAUUGUGACAACUGAACUGUGAUGGAUAUUUGCGCAAGGAUAAAAGAAUCAAGACUGGGAUGAUUGUAUGACGUUAAGACUUCUACUGUCCUUGAGCAGUUUAUUUAUUUAUUUUUUAACUCUUGACCUGUAGUUCAUCUGAGGUAUAUGUGUAAUGAACAAGCUGGUCUUGCUCAAAUGCUUGAUGUCUUAUGUGUCCCUUUUCAGUAUUCUCUCUGGUGAAUCGAAUUGCAUACCGGUAUACAAAUAAAUAUUUUUACAGA
Messenger RNA from Sardina pilchardus (European sardine), 1596 nucleotides. Its product is annotated as DNA damage-inducible transcript 4-like protein-like. Bases 95 to 709 code for a protein of 204 amino acids. NCBI's taxonomy places the organism in Eukaryota, Metazoa, Chordata, Actinopteri, Clupeiformes, Clupeidae. The transcript has 2 exons. The record is from RefSeq and is a predicted model, not a curated record. Gene Ontology annotation, cellular component: cytoplasm. Gene Ontology annotation, biological process: negative regulation of signal transduction.